UAGCAGCGCGGUGUCCGCCCGGAUUGGAGCAGCAGCAUCACGCUGACCUCUGCCUGGGAUGUAAACCGGGACAGGCGCUGCGGGCAGAGGAAGGCUCUCGUCUCCUCCGGGAAACCCAGCACCGCGGGGCUCCGAGCGGCUCGCAGGGCCUCGAUCCGGGCAGCGCCCAGCGGCGGCUGCGGGAAGCGGAGGGAGCCCGGCGCGGGCGCGGGCGGGAAGCGUGCGUCCGCUCGCACAGGCAGCGGGAGGAGGGGCGGCGCGAGCCAUGGCCGGGGACAGCGAGCAGACCCUGCAGAACCACCAGCAGCCCAACGGCGGCGAGCCCUUCCUGAUCGGCGUCAGCGGGGGCACGGCCAGCGGCAAGUCUUCCGUUUGUGCUAAGAUUGUGCAGCUCCUUGGACAGAAUGAGGUGGACUAUCGCCAGAAACAAGUGGUCAUCCUGAGCCAGGAUAGCUUCUACCGUGUCCUCACUUCAGAGCAGAAGGCCAAAGCCCUGAAGGGCCAGUUCAAUUUUGAUCACCCGGAUGCCUUUGACAAUGAACUCAUCUUCAAAACACUCAAAGAAAUCACCGAAGGGAAAACAGUCCAGAUUCCCGUGUAUGACUUUGUCUCCCAUUCCCGGAAGGAGGAGACGGUCACUGUGUACCCCGCGGACGUGGUGCUCUUUGAAGGGAUCCUGGCCUUCUACUCCCAGGAGGUGCGGGACCUGUUCCAGAUGAAGCUUUUUGUGGACACAGAUGCAGACACUCGGCUUUCCCGCAGAGUAUUAAGGGACAUCAGCGAAAGAGGGAGGGACCUUGAGCAGAUUUUAUCUCAGUACAUUACGUUUGUCAAGCCUGCCUUUGAGGAAUUCUGCUUGCCAACAAAGAAAUACGCUGAUGUGAUAAUUCCUAGAGGUGCAGAUAAUCUAGUGGCCAUCAACCUCAUCGUGCAGCACAUCCAGGACAUCCUGAACGGAGGGCUCUCCAAACGGCAGACCAAUGGCUAUCUCAACGGCUAUACCCCUUCACGCAAGAGGCAGGCUUCAGAGUCCAGCAGCCGGCCGCAUUGACCCCCGUCUCCUUCGGACCCUGGCCCCUAUCUUCAAGAGACAAGAGGAGGGGUUAGGAGGCACUGUUCAUCUGUACAUAUGGUUUCCUAUGACAUUGCUGUAUUUAAGAAAAGACCAUGGAGAUGAAAUGCCUUUGAUUUUUUUUUUUUUUUUUUUUUUUUUGUACAUUGGAGCGGCAGAAUGAAACAGAACUUGACCCUGAGCUUAAAUGACAAACUGUGCCAACUACUACUGGUGAUGCCUAAUUAUGAAUCCAACGUGUAACCAGUUAUAAAUACAUAUAUAUAUAUAAAAGGAUCUAUUUUUGUGUAAAUGUACAAAUACUGUAAAGCUGUUUGCCAUAAGUAUUUUGCAGGAGGACCUGUACUUGAGUGUUUUGGGACUGGAGCUGGAGUCUCACCAAGGGGAAACUGCCUGUUGUGUUCCAGGUGGGGCCAGCUCAGGCGUCUGUGUGGGAGACGGGGGUGAGGAGGGAGGCUCAUGUCUCAUUGCUCUGAGUACCUAUGGGACUCGAGGGGAGUAGAGUUGGGGACCUUUGGUUGUCUUCCCUACCAGAUGCCGCCUUCUUGGAGCAGAACUCAAUGAUAUGUCGAUGAUACUCUUUUCUUUUUUUCUGAGUUGAAAUUAGGCAAGACCUCCACUCAAAGAUCAAACUCAGGGAAGAGGCCCACUGAGGAGAACAAGUCUUCUGCGUUUUCUUCUUGGCCUGCGCCCGACCUCUGGCUGCUUGGGGAGCUCCCUAACUCCUUUCCUACUCUCCCCCUUCUCAGUCUCUCCAAAAGCCAGAGCUGCCUCUCUCUCCUUCCCUGAUGGGGACUUGAUGGGGUUGCUUCCUGACAGAAUGGGGAAGGAGGGAUAGAACCGUGCCUGUUGAUGUCGGAGGAAACCCUGGUUUCUCCUGCCUCCCAGGGAAGUCAGUGAUCAGAUCCCUUGGGCUCUUUCCUGGAUUGUGGAGUGCACAGUGGCCCCUUGCAGCCUGGGCUUGGAUUGAGGACCUCUGCUGGCUGAAGGACAGCUGGCAGCCCCUCACAGGGUGGGAAGAGAGCUCUGCCUGUGUAGGGAGUAGUCUCUUUUGUUCACCGAGGCGUGGUGGUUUACAGCAAGAUGAGGGUAGCGUGUACCUUUCAGCAGCGAUUGUCACUAGCAGUAUCACAGGCAACCUGAUUUACUUACUUACAAUACUGCUGCCUGAUAUGGUGGCUGCUUGGUAUGUAGAGCAGGGAAGAAGAAAGAGAGUAUUUAAGUCAUAGUUGGAGUCUUAGGUUGAAAACAUUUGGGGUGAAGAAUUCCGACUUUCCCGAGGGCUCCCUCUUGUUGGAAAUUUCCUUCUUUGCAAGAAGUACAGAUUCCUCAAGAUUCUUGGUGGAGGGGUAGAGGAAAUGGGGGGACCAAGCAAGAUCAAGGAAGUAUGAUUAUAAGUCCUAAAGCCUCAGCUUUUAAGUGCAGAAGAGCCAGAGCCUUGUCAUUUCCAUGUUGACCAUCUCAGUGCCUGGCAGGCUAUGCCCUUAGUUAUUCCAUGUGGCUGCCACUGCCUGGAACAUUUUGGGGAACUCUUCUCCUUCCUUUGCUUUCAUAGGCCGUUGGAGCCAUUCAGGUAAAUCUGAUGCCAUUACUCUCUGGUCACCCUGAAUUGUCCCCUUAGACCUCAGCACCAUCUCGUUUGAUUCCCCUUUUCUGGUCUCAAGUUGAUUCUAAAUUCUGUUUUGCUGUUUCAAAAAAUCAGACAUGAUCUCCAUCAGAGCUUUGCCACCCCUGAGACAUUCAGGAGACUGUGCUACAGGCUCUGGAGGGAGCCCCCAAUGGCAGCAACCACCUGGUUGGAUCAAGGGAAGGCUCCCGAGGUGCCUCCUUUGAAGGCCGGUACUCAUUGGGAUGGAUAAGUUCUGGAGUAUGUGUUUCAGAAUCAGUAUUUGUUAUCUUUCUAGUCAUGCCUUGUAGGGUUCUGAGAUGAAGGGUGGGUGGCAGGCCUGGGUUAGGAUCCUGAGGAUCCAAGGGCCUCUUGCCUUGGUGGGGCCUGUGUGUGCUCAGGAGAAGCCCAUCCCCAUGUAGGGGGAGCCCCGGCCUUUCGGUGGGUAGCACGCUCCACUUUACUUGAAGCUCCCAGGUGCCAAACCAUUUAGUGCCUUGGCUGUGUAUCCCACUGCCUUGGAAGAUGGAUUCUUCUCAUCUCUGAGCCUUGACUUACUUAGCCGCUUCCUCAUCUACCUAUGGUGUUGGGACCAAGCCUCCAAUGUCGCUGAGUAGCCCAGUGCUAGCUGGGCAACAACUCUAGGGCUGCCCUGCCUCCUGGUAGAACCAUCAUCAAUUCUUGGUGGCUGGGGUGGGGGCACUGGGCCAUGCUCACUGGGCAGCGCUGAUGACUCCUCUGGUUGUGUGACACACUGCGCCUGAGGCAACGAAGGGCUGGGAAGCUCUGCCCCUCUAUGGCAACCACAGCAUUUGGCCAACAAGUAUCUGGUCUUGAGCUUUCUAAAUGACAAAUCCUGGACUUGAUAUUUUCAGAGCUCUCUGAUUCCAUUGGAGAGUCAGGGGAAAAAUCAUUAGGCCAGAAAUCAUGACACGAGUCAUCUGGGUCCUCUGCUGUCCAGGGAGGAGACACCGAUGAGCAGACUGGAGCAAUGUCGGUUGUGUGUGUAUGGGAAUCCCUUGGCUUCAGAGCCACCCAACGGCACUUGCUUCUCCCUUCCUGCCCAGGUAUUGUCCGUGGACCAAGUGUUUAGGACACAAGCAUCCAAGCUGUGUCAUGGGAAGGCCUGGCCUCACACUCCUUCACGCUAAUGGGGCUUCUGCUGACCCAGGUUUCUUUUUUUUUGGGGCAGCCUGAGACCAAUAGGAACAGAGAGGUGGGAGUCUGUAUAAGGAAGAUGCAAGUGUUGUGACCCCAGGUGUCCUUUGAUUUGGAGUGGAUAGGGUGAGCCCUCGAAGAGGCGGUGGUUAGACAACAGGAUCUCUGAAGAGCAGUCUGGGGCAGGGUGGGAGAGAAAGGUCUCCAGUUCACCCUUCGGAACCAGUUGUUCCUGCAACAACCCGCUCUGGCCUUGGCGGCUAGGCGGUCGUAUGUACACUGGCUUCCUGCCUCUCCUGGGCUCGGAAUUGGACACUUGUCUCCAUGCCCAGGGUGGGCUGCCAGUUUCAUUAGGCCACUAGGUCAGGCUGAAGGCUCGCACGCUCCUCAGAGCUGUUGGGAAGCAGGAGGGACUGGAGCCCAGCUCGUUUGUGCAUCACCUGCUUUGCUGCCCUUGUGCAGCUUCCUUGACUUUGCAGCCUGGACCUUUGCUAGCGCCCAAGGCCAUUGGAGGGAAAGAGUAGCCUCUUGCAGGAAAGAGUUUCCUCUGCCCUGAAGUCUCCCAGCUGCCUGUCAGCCAUUCCAGAGCUGUUCUGGGAAGGGCCGACUGGACUUCCCUACCAUUCCUGCUCUUCACCUGUGCUUCGGGUGGAGUGGGGGAGACAGUCGUGGUGUCAGAUGAAACAAGGGAGAGAGAGGUUGGAAAGAUCAUCAUGGAGUCAGGAGCUCCGAGUCCCCUUGGAUCUUUUGUCUCUGAGCCCUCUGCUGCCCUGCUUGGGCCAGGUACCUGAUGUGGCUGUCAGCUUCCUUGCUGCCCUUAGAGGCAUGAGUGCCUAGCCGGUCCUGCCUCAGGAACAGGGUGAGUAGCUAAAGCAAGACUUAGGCUUUUUUUCCUUCUUUCAGAUGCUUGCUCUUCUCCUUUUCUUUCUGCUGCCCUGCCUUUAUUGUUAGUAGUUAACGGAAAUGACCACAUACUAUGUACUUUGCUGUAAAUAAAGACUGAACCAAAAGA
This is a messenger RNA of Diceros bicornis minor, 4848 nucleotides long. RefSeq names its product uridine-cytidine kinase 2 (gene UCK2). Gene Ontology annotation, molecular function: ATP binding; kinase activity. The record is from RefSeq and is a predicted model, not a curated record. Gene Ontology annotation, cellular component: cytosol; cytoplasm. The transcript has 7 exons. The coding region runs from base 266 to 1051 and encodes 261 amino acids. NCBI's taxonomy places the organism in Eukaryota, Metazoa, Chordata, Mammalia, Perissodactyla, Rhinocerotidae.